UCUCAGACCCGGUGAAGCCCUGAAGAUGAGCGGCUGUGUGGACGACUGUCUGUCUCUGAAGAGCGGUGGACGCUCGAUGGAUUACCCUCCAGCGUUCAGCAAUGAAAGCCCAAAUCUCCUCAAGGUCUGUCACCACGGCCCGAGAGGAGAGUGGGAGUCGACUCAGAGUGACAGCUGUGACGACGACGACCCUCCAAAAGAGGAGAGGAAGUUUCCUGUUAUGAGGAAGCUGCAGCGUCGCUCCAGCAGAAGUCUGAUCUCUAAAAACAUCACCUGUGGACACCAUCACACCUCAUCCUGGGACCAAUCUGCUUCAACUACAGUCCCUUUACAAGACAGACCCACAUGGAACCAGCAGACAUCCAGUCAGACCAGCACCAUAGGAGGCUUACAGGAAGUCCUUCACGCCCAUAAGACCAGUCUUAGGAGGAGGUGUGAAUGUGUGACUGAAGGAAGUGAGGAAACAGGAAGUAGAACCCUCCUUAACAGGAUCUACACUGAGCUCUACAUCACAGAGGGACAGAGUGAAGAGGUGAACACCCAACAUGAGGUGAGCCAGCUGGAGACCGCCUCCAAGAAGAAGACCCUCCAGGACACUCCCAUCAAGUGCCAGGACAUCUUCAGAGCCUUACCCGGUCAACAGGAACCCAUCAGAGUGGUUCUGACAGUCGGCGUCGCUGGUGUUGGAAAAACCUUCUCAGUGCAGAAGUUCACUCUGGACUGGGCAGAGGGCUCGGAGAACCAGGACCUCCGUCUGGUGGUUCUGCUUUCAUUCAGGGAGCUGAACCUGAUCAGAGGGAAGCGGUACAGUCUCCUCCAGCUGCUCCAUGAGUUCCAUCCAACAUUACAGAAGGUCCCAGCAGAGACGCUGGCUGUCUGUAAACUGGUGUUCAUCUUUGACGGUCUGGAUGAAAGCAGACUGUCUCUGGAUUUCAACAACACUCAGGUUGUGUCUGACGUCACACAGGAGUCCUCUGUAGACCUGCUGUUAACAAACCUCAUCCAGGGGAAUCUGCUCCCCUCAGCUCUGGUCUGGAUCACUUCUCGACCCGCAGCAGCCAAUCAGAUCCCUCCUUCACGCGUUGACAGGGUCACAGAAGUCCGAGGCUUCACUGACGCCCAGAAGGAGGAGUACUUCAGGAAGAGGAUCAGUGAUGAAGAUCUGUCCAGCAGAAUCAUCUCACACAUCAAGACCUCCAGGAGCCUCCACAUCAUGUGUCAGAUCCCGGUCUUCUGCUGGAUCACUGCUACAGUCCUGGAGCACAUGAUGAGCACAGAGCAGAGAGGAGAGCUGCCCAAGACCCUGACUGACAUGUACUCACACUUCCUGCUGGUCCAGACCAAGAGGAAGAGGAAGAAGUACGCUGAGGGUCCUGAGACCAGUCCUCAGGAACUGAUGGAGGCUGACGGGGAAGUUCUCCUGAAGCUGGGCAGGCUGGCAUUUGAACAUCUGAAGAAAGGAAACAUCAUGUUCUACCAAGAAGACCUGGAGCGAUGUGGUCUGGAUGUCACAGAGGCCUCGGUGUACUCAGGACUCUGUACAGAGAUCUUCAAAAGAGAGUGUGUGAUCUUCCAGAAACCGGUCUACUGCUUUGUUCAUCUGAGCGUUCAGGAGUUCCUUGCUGCGGUCUACAUGUUCCACUGUCACACCAACAAGGUCUCAGAGACCCUCGAGGCCUUUCUGGGGAAACUUUGGGGUCCUUAUCGAGUCAGUGACCCGGCUGUGGAUGUGUUCCUCAGGAGAGCUAUGGAGGAAUCCCUGAGGAGCAAAAAUGGCCACUUGGACUUGUUUGUCCGCUUCCUUCAUGGCCUCUCACUCGAACCAAACCAGAGACUCUUACAAGGGGCUUUAGGUCCAACAGAGAACCACCCAGGACUCAUCCAGAAAACCACGGACAACCUAAAGCAGAUGAGCACCUAUGACAUCUCUCCUGACAGAAGCAUCAACAUCUUCCACUGUCUGACGGAGAUGAAGGACCGCUCAGUGCACCAGGAGAUCCAAAAGUUCCUGAAGUCAGAGAACAGAUCCGAGACCAAGCUCUCUGAGAUCCAGUGCUCUGCUCUGGCCUUCAUGCUGCAGACGUCAGAGGAGGUCCUGGAUGAGCUGGACAUGAAGGCGUACGGGGCGUCAGAGGAGGGACGGCUGAGACUGAUCCCUGCUGUCAGGAACUGCAGGAAGGCUCGGGUGUCCUGUGGUCGACUCUUUGACGCUCACUGUGAAGUCUUGUCCUCGGCUCUGAAGUGCAGCCUGUCCCUUUUGACAGAGCUGGAUCUGAGUAACAACAAGCUGCAGGACUCAGGAGUGAGGCUGCUGUGUGCUGGUCUCCAGAGUCCACACUGUCAACUUCAGAUUCUCAGAUUAAGUGACUGCUGGCUUUCAGAGAGCAGCUGUUCUUCUCUGGCCUCAGCUCUGAAGUCCAGCACCUGUCCUCUGAGAGAGCUGGACCUGAGUAACAAAAAGCUGCAGGAUCCAGGAGUGAGGCUACUGUGUGCUGGUCUCCAGAGUCCACACUGCAGACUGGAGACUCUCAGUUUAAGACACUGCGGUUUGUCAGAGAUCAGCUGUGCUUCUCUGGCCUCGGUCCUGAAGUCCAACUCCCACCUGAGAGAGCUGGACCUGAGUUACAACCAGAUAAAGGAUUCAGGAGUGAGGCUACUAUCUGCUGGUCUUCAGGGCCCGCAGUGUGGACUGGAGACUCUGAGAUUGAGUUUCUGCGGCCUGUCAGAGAGGAGUUGUUCUCCGUUAUCAUCUGCUCUGAGAUCAAAUCGCUCCGGUCUCAGGGAGCUGGACCUGAGUGAUAACAAGCUGCAGGACUCAGGUGUGAAGCUUCUUUCUGCUGCUCUGAAGAGUCCGCACUGUGCGCUGGAAGUCCUGAGGGUGAUGUGAACAGACAGGAAGCAGCAGGCAGUUUUUAAAGACGUGAGUAUUGAAUCGCCACUCUUUUUCGCCCUCUUCCUGAUCUCCAGAAAGACCACCAGAGUGCCCUCUUCCUGGUCUCCAG
Molecule: messenger RNA, 3002 nt
Organism: Notolabrus celidotus (New Zealand spotty)
Lineage: Eukaryota; Metazoa; Chordata; Actinopteri; Labriformes; Labridae
Product: NACHT, LRR and PYD domains-containing protein 12-like
Exons: 9
Coding region: 26-2887 (953 amino acids)
Molecular function (GO): protein binding
Source: RefSeq, a predicted model, not a curated record